CGAGCGAUGACCGACGAGUCCGUUUCUUGCAAACUCUGUGGAACAGUAGGCUACCUUUGUUUAGGUCUGUGACAAGGGAGCAAAGAAAAUAUGUGACAAUGUGUGGAAAAGGAUUUGCAGAGACGAGUGUCCCGGGAGCAGUUUCGAUUGCUUUGUUUAGCUGUUCGUCUGUUGUGGUAACCUUACUGUUCCAGACGCUAGGUCAUCGAAUGACUGUCGCUCUCGGAGUUUCGCUAUGCUGUCUGGGUCUUUUAAUAUCAUCAUUCGUCGAACGCAUUGUGGUGUUCUGCUUUACAUACGGGGUACUUUAUGGAUUUGGGUACAAUUUGUCUCACGUGACUAUUAUCGAUAUGAUCCUGAGGAAUUUUGAUAGGCGCAACGCAUCACGGGCCACGUGUACGGCAUUUUGUGGGGCAAGUGUAGGUGUCCUAUUGGCCCCGUGUUUGGAUUGGCUAUACUUGGAGUAUUCGUGGAGAGGUUCUUUGAGGAUUUUGUGUGUUUUGUACGCCAUCAUCGGGUAUCUAUCCGCUCUCGUAAUGGUAGAAAUGAACCCGGCGGUGGUGAAACACUCAGACGAAAAAGAAGAAAACUAUAUUACACAGGAGGCAGUACCUCAGACAUCUUUCAUAGCCAGGUGCAUUGAUGUCUUCAGAAGGCGAGACUUCUUAUUUGCUGCACCAGGUUGUUUAUUAGCUGCAACCGCAAUGUCUUUUACGUUCAUAGGAAUUGGCAGUUUCCUCGUCGAUGCGGGCAUGAGUAACCCUUCUAUUUCACUUACUCUAGCACUGAUGGGGUUAGCAGACCUAUGUGGAAGGAUUGGUAGCGCGAUAUUUUCUGAUAUUCUUCCUAUUUCAAGAACGCUACAAUACGGCGUUAUGAACUUCAUCGCUGCUGUUCCUUCAGUUUGUCUUCCAGUCAUAACGUCUUCAAAUGGUCGAAUGGCAGCGUUAAUCGAAACAAUUUGAUUCAAGAGACGAAAGAGAAUAACAAAAUAUUACUGUUUUCAGGAAAAGGACAACAUAUUCGUUAAAAUAAAUUGUAUGUACCGUAAUACUUUUAAAAAAUAUAAUUGUUUUUGUUUUCAUUACUCUUAUUGACAAAAUAUUGAUUCUUAGGACUUUGUUUUUUAAUUUACGAUACUUAGCUAAGAGGUCGCCUUGUUGUCCCAACGUCUUCAUCAAAAUGUCAUCAUUCUGACGAAUUAUGUUAAGAAUUUUACCAUUUAUCCAUUGCUCAGUACGAUUGUUUUCAAAGGAGCUACCUUGUUGAAUACAUUAAUGAAAAGGCCGGAAAAACACUGCCAUGCACUAUCUACAUCUGUGAAAGAAGAAAUAAUGGGCCCGUCUAUAAUUCAUGAAUA
Messenger RNA from Anneissia japonica, 1360 nucleotides. RefSeq names its product monocarboxylate transporter 11-like. The transcript is spliced from 5 exons. Gene Ontology annotation, molecular function: transmembrane transporter activity. Lineage: Eukaryota; Metazoa; Echinodermata; Crinoidea; Comatulida; Comatulidae. The record is from RefSeq and is a predicted model, not a curated record. Gene Ontology annotation, biological process: transmembrane transport. Bases 99 to 965 code for a protein of 288 amino acids.